UCAAUUUUGCGGACAACUGCGUUGUUCGCUUAACUGAGAGAGAGAAAAAGAAAAACCACAAAUGCGCUGGUUUGGGUUUGGUUUCAACGCUUUUGGGCAAAUAUGUAGCCAUGAAAAAUUUGAUAAAGGCGACGCUGUCAAGGAAUUGAAAGUGAGUACACCGACAGACCUGAGGUGUCGCGAGGACAAAAGUAGUUGCUGCUGCUUGAAGACGAAUCAAGUCAGAGCAAGUUGGAGUCGAAGAGCAUCUUUGCAUGCGCAUGGGGACAGCUGCUGUGUGUGUCUGACAGGUUUUGGAGCUUCAGUAUCACAUGAGUCCUGCGGCGCUUGUUUGAUCGAAAGCCGAGAAUGUAAAGAUGCAUCCAUUAGUGAAUCGCAUCUUACACUCGUUUUCCCGGACAGGAUUGAAUCCUGGGACCUGCAGGAGAAGGAUAAGACUCCAUCAUGGAGCAGGAAGAUAAUCAACCAGGCAGAGAGCUCUGCUCUUAAAUUGCCAUUAGUCCCAGGCGGUUAUAUAGCCUCAAAACCUCCCUUUUUUCACUGCUUGUCACCACACCUUCAAGUCAAGAGCCUUGCACUGGGUGGAGAACAUGCUGUCCUCCUCACUGUCACUGGAACUGUUUACACCUGGGGACAGGGCAGUCAUGGUCAGUUGGGGCAUGAAGGACUCGUCUCUGAAGAGGAGCCAAGGACAGUGGAGGCACUGUGGGGCGUGCCUAUAAGCUCUGUGGCUGCAGGAAGCUGGCACUCUGUCUGUAUUAGUGAUGGGGGUGAUCUGUAUGUGUGGGGUUGGAAUGAGAGUGGUCAGCUUGGGCUUCCAUCACGAGGCCUGAGGAAAGCCUCAGAACAGAAACCUGGCCAGCAAGCAGGAGAAUUGUGCCAAGAUGCUGAUACAUCUGGUACUACAGAGAAGCACGAAGAAGUAUUCAUUGCAAUCCAGGCAUUUCCAGCUCUGCUGGAUGUCACUCCGUCAUGUGAUUUCAGGACAGUCAGCUGUGGCUCUCGACAUACAGCUGCAGUAACAACCAAAGGUGACCUUUACACUUGGGGAUGGGGUGAAUAUGGCCAACUUGGACAUCAAACACUUAAGAGUUCAGAUGAACCUCAGUGUGUUGAGUUUUUCAAGACUGGACAAAUGCAUGUUGUCGACGUAGUGUGCGGGCCAUGGAACACUUUCACUGCAGUUGUCAAAGACGAAGUAACCAUAAACUUACCACUAAAGCCCCCAGAUGAACAUUAGCUCUGAACUUUGACUAAAAUACCAAGAAGAAUAAAGUACUCUGAUUAAA
Messenger RNA from Melanotaenia boesemani (Boeseman's rainbowfish), 1289 nucleotides. Its product is annotated as RCC1 domain-containing protein 1-like. The transcript has 8 exons. The coding region runs from base 62 to 1240 and encodes 392 amino acids. The record is from RefSeq and is a predicted model, not a curated record. Lineage: Eukaryota; Metazoa; Chordata; Actinopteri; Atheriniformes; Melanotaeniidae.